Chelonus insularis is the source of this 6292-nucleotide messenger RNA. It is a transcript of the gene Hr4, whose product is annotated as Hormone receptor 4. NCBI's taxonomy places the organism in Eukaryota, Metazoa, Arthropoda, Insecta, Hymenoptera, Braconidae. Gene Ontology annotation, biological process: regulation of DNA-templated transcription. The transcript has 12 exons. The record is from RefSeq and is a predicted model, not a curated record. Gene Ontology annotation, cellular component: chromatin. The coding region runs from base 1820 to 4822 and encodes 1000 amino acids. Gene Ontology annotation, molecular function: sequence-specific DNA binding; nuclear receptor activity; zinc ion binding.
UGAAAAAAAAAAGAUUCUUAACCGAUUACAAUCAUUUACUAUUUUUUAUGUACCCACACACUUUAUUGAUCUCCUGAUUUAUAGACUUUGCAAGUCGUUGGAAUGGAAUAAGAUUUUAUUGAAAUAAAUAUCGACAAAGUGGCCCCCCUGGACAAACGUUUAAUCAUCAAAUUCAUGUAAUAAUGAUGAAAAAAAAAAUAUGUCGUUAAUGAGUCAUCGUCCCUUGACAUUUAAAAGGUCCCUUGACAUUUAAAGUGUGUUCUUUGGUGUCGGAUAAAAAAUAAAAAAGAAAGUAUUGCUUUAAUUUAGGUCUCCGGAAGCGCUUUCUCUGGUAGACUAGCUGACAAAGUGUAGUAUUGGGUGCGCGAGAGGGUCAUAGGGUCGAGGACUCUAGUAGAAGUGCGAGAGAGGCAAGAUGGGAGGGUCGACUAUUGCACGGUCAAUGUAGCCACGGGCUUUAUAUGUUACCUGCAAUUGAUAUGUAUGCGUGACUGUUGGAUAUAUGAACACCAACAGUCCACCACUAGUUUAGCCACAGUGUGAUUGACAUUACUAAGUAUGCCAUGGCCGACCGCUCACAACGUGCAGCUACGGAAUAAAUGCAGUACGCGGCCGGCUGCUGCGGCCCACGAUUGCCUAGUCUCACUCUAGCUACUAUUCCACGUAUAUUACUGAUCUCGACAGUCGUGUUAUACACUACAGACCGAACAUUUACUGCUCAUUGCCUUUAACAACUCUCGACAUCCACUCCAAGUCAAAAAACAAAUUUAUUCAUUUAUUUAUCAAAAACUUUUACUCUCGUUCGAAAAAAAAUAAAAAGCUGUAAAUGUCGCAGCUCACUUUCCUUUCUCAUUCGAAAGUGAAAUAGACCUGAAAUAAAGUCAAUGUAUUAACGAAUAAUCAGUUGGGAUUUAUUUUGAACAGUUGUCUAGAAUUAUUUUCUCGGUUCAAUCAGAGAGUAUGUCAGUGGUGAUGAUGACGAUGAUGUUGAUGAUAAUGACACGGUUUGUAUUGUCAAUGAGUGUAAUGUAGAUAUUUUUUAAGGGCAAUAGAGCGGAAAUGAUGAAUUUUUAGAUAACAAAAAAAAGAAUAGUUUAAAUAAGAAAGUAAGACACAAGGAGUAAGAAAGGAGAAGAGUGAAAGUUUUUGGGCGGCGUUGAGUUUUUGGCAUUGGGCACCUCUUUGAGAUUGGGGGGACAACGGUAUCGAGGUCACUGUUACCACCACUACUUACUCAUACACCUCGGGUAGUCAUUUAGACUUUAGUGAAGCUCAGAGAUCGCGUGGCCUGCAAGUAGUGUCCCAAAAACAUUCAGGCCCGCUCUCUUGAUAUCGUGACUUUCGCAAAUAAUCCAACACAGUUUAUAUGUUUAAUUUUCAAGCCUUUUUUGGGUAAUGGAGAACUUUAGUAGUGAUCAGUGCCAACUAUUUGUUCAUUUGUUACCUAGGACACAUAUUAUAAAUAAUACGAUAAUAAAUUUAUCUGUGUGAAUUUUUCGAAGAUGCUUUCGUCUCUCGCACCACUACCACAUCGUGUCCUCGAGUCGAUGGAGUUGGCUCGAGAAUUUAUUCGACCUCCAACUAUCUAAAUUGCAAUUGACGUUGUUUCGUGGAUAUUGGAAAAAAAUUGAGUACAACAAUUAAAAUAAUCGUAAAAAAGAAAAAAAAAGUCAAGAAAUAAUUAUUUAUUUGUAUUACAAUAAUAAUGAUGGUUAUUGUUAUUGUUGUUGGUUAAUGGAUAUAACGGUGUGAAAUGUGAUGGACUUGAGGAUGUAUUUAUAGCAGGAAACAAAUUUAUUUUACGAUUGUGAGAUAAAAAAUGUGCGCUAAAAUGAGUGUCCUUCAAGGCCGACAUUUGGGAAUUAUGACCCUUACGAGCAGCCCGUGUGAGCUAGACAACAUGAGCUUGUUUCAAGACCUCAAGUUGAAAAGGAGAAAGGUCGACUCUCGAUGUAGUAGUGACGACUCGCCUGUAUCGUUUGGAUCAGCAGGAUCACCGCUCGGGCUACAGCCAGCGGAUGCACCUUCACCAAUAACCUUUCCUGCUCCAGGGGAAAGCGUUGCGGAUACAUCGACCUCGUCACCAGACGUCAACAUGCCCAGCUCGCCGGGCUGUCCGGUGGUCAAAGUAAAGAGCGAGUUUCUUCGUGGAUCUCCAAGUCCUCGGAGCCCCAGCCAACGUGGUCCAAGUGGUGGAACAGGAUCUACCUAUCAUCAUCAAGAUGUCCGUGAGACAGCAUCACCAGAUUCGGUUUUCCCCGAGCCCGUGAUGAGUUCCACAAGGGUCAGCGAUGAAAGACGAUCCUUUACACCAACCCCAGCAUCACCGUGUGUUGAUACCAGCCAUGCGGUGUCUACAACCCCUCUAAGCCAACAAGAGCAACCGAGUAGCAGGUGCGAGACGCCAGAACGAGCCGAAUUAUCGUCUGGUCAAACGAAACUUGACUCGGAUAGCUCAGUCUUUGAUGGAGGUGGAGGCGGCAAUAGUGGAGGAGGUGAUAGAAGAGUUGAUGUGUCCAGCCAACCUAGUCCUUCCUCCCAGUAUAACAUCAGCCAAGCACCCAGUCCCAGUAGUAAUUCAUCCCACAGUUCUCAGCAGCAACCUCCAACUCCUCCCAGAUCGAGAGCACCAUCGGUACCAGCUCACAUUCUAGCCCACCAUCAAUUCUGGUCGCAAAAUUCUGGAGUUCAGGGGUUUUCUGCACAAAGAUUACUCAAUGGAGUCAUCAGCAGCGUUGGCUACGGACAAAAUGUGGGAAACCCUAGCAGUACAAGUAUUGCUGGUAAUGGUCCAGGACCUACUGGAAACAUGGGUAGCCAAGGUAAUGGAUCCAACAACACCACAUCAUCACCUGCAUCUGAUAUGAAGCCACCAGCACAACGAGUAACUCCUUCAGCCCCUCGACCUCCACCUACAGUGAUAAUGGGUGAGGUUGGUGGUGUCAGGACUAUGAUUUGGUCCGCACCAGCUAUGGAACCAGUUCCUCCGCCAGCGGCAUCAUGGACGACAACAGCGUCAUCAGCAUCCUGUUCUUCAUCAGAAGAAUCUGCAGCUCAGUUAUUGCUAAACCUUGGCCAAGAAUCCAGGGGGAAACCGCCCUGUGUUUCUUACUCCUCCGGACCACCGCUGAAUAUGGAAAGACUGUGGGCCGGUGAUUUGAGUCAACUUCCUGCAGCUCAACAGAUGCAGGCUCUUAACUUAACGGCAUCCGGCUCGAAUCAACCGUGGGUGAGAAAUGGCGCGGCAGUUAAAACAGAACCGGCGACGCAGUCAAUGCAAUCGCUUGCAACAUCGGCUGCUUCGUCAUUACCGUCCCAAGAACAUGAAGAAGAUGAAACACCUAUGAUUUGUAUGAUUUGCGAGGACAAGGCCACUGGGUUACAUUACGGCAUCAUCACGUGCGAGGGAUGUAAAGGAUUCUUCAAAAGAACUGUACAAAACAGGAGGGUCUACACGUGUGUUGCUGAAGGUGGUUGUGAAAUUACCAAAACACAGAGAAAUAGAUGUCAAUAUUGUCGAUUUAAAAAAUGCAUAGAACAGGGUAUGGUGCUUCAGGCUGUUCGAGAAGAUAGGAUGCCUGGCGGAAGGAAUUCCGGGGCUGUUUAUAAUCUCUACAAGGUGAAGUACAAGAAGCACAAAAAGACGAAUAAAUCGAGUAACGUAAGUGGAGGUAAUAAUCCAGCCGGAGGAGUGAACGGUUCGGGAUCGAUAGUCGGAAAUAAAAGUACAAAUGUUCCUACAACAAUGUUAGACAAACAUAUGGCAGCUGCGUCGAACAUGCUUGACAAGCAUAUGGCAGCUGCGGCAGCGGCUGUCGCUGCUGCUCAUCACAGUCAAGCGCAGCAACAGCAGCAGCAACAACACGCUCAGCUCGCCAGUUCUUUCUUGCAUCACCACAAGAUCUCAUCGGCUGAUCCACAUAACUCUCAACCGACACCAAGUCAUCCCAGUCAUACCUCGCAUACAGGACAUUUAGUUAACGGAACGAUACUCAAAACUGCGCUUACCAAUCCUUCCGAAGUGGUACAUUUACGCCAAAGGCUGGAUAACGCCGUGAGUAGUUCGAGGGAUCGGGCGUUCCCAUUGGACACCACCCUCGCAAUGAUUCAAACUCUUAUAGACUGCGACGAGUUCCAAGAUAUCGCAACAUUACGGAACUUGGAUGACCUGCUGGACCAUAAAUCAGACUUAAGUGAAAAGCUGUGUCAAAUAGGAGACAGCAUAGUUUACAAGUUGGUACAGUGGACCAAGAGAUUACCGUUUUACCUUGAACUCCCGGUUGAAGUUCAUACGAGGCUGCUUACACACAAGUGGCAUGAACUUCUGGUGCUAACGACAUCAGCUUAUCAAGCAAUGCACGGCCAACAAAAAUUCACCAAUGUUGGCUCGGAUGGCACAGGCGCUGAUUUUAUGCAAGAAGUUUCGAACAAUAUGUACACGCUACAAACGUGUCUAACGAGCAUGAUGGGACGAACCAUAACAAUGGACCAAUUGAGACAAGACGUGGGCCUCAUGGUGGAAAAAAUAACGUAUGUCACACUCAUGUUCCGACGAGUUAAAUUACGGAUGGAGGAAUAUGUUUGUCUAAAAGUUAUCACCAUGCUAUCACAAGCUCGAGGAAGUACGAUGGAGUUGGAGAAUAUACAAGACCGAUACAUGAGCUGUUUAAGGAGUUUUGUUGAACAUAGUGCACCACAACAACCUGGUCGUUUUCAUGAGCUCCUUUUACGAUUGCCCGAAGUGCAAUCAGCGGCAACACUACUUCUUGAGAGUAAAAUGUUUUACGUUCCUUUCUUAUUGAAUUCAGCAAUUCAAAGAUAGUAAAUAGAAGAAAUAGAUAUGUUGGAAAAAUCUAUUCGUAAUCGAAUAGAAUUAAACAAAGAAACGUAUAAAGUGACCCUUAAAUGGAGGGUAAAGACUUUGUGUAUAUACAUAUAUAUAUAUAUAUAUAAAUAUAUAUAAAAAUAUAUCUAUAAAUAUUAUAAAUAUUAAAGAAAAACAAUAUAAAUACAAGAAUCCGUUCGUUAAAGUUUUUCUAACGAAGAAAAAACAGUACGAAUAACAAAUAAAUAGAAACAAAUGAGGAACAAACUUAAAGAGAGUAAAGAGUAAAAUGCAGGGAUCUAAGGACGAAACUGAAAUAAUUAAAAAUGUUAGACGAAUCAUUGGAUAAAAAGUUAUAAAAAAUAAAUUGUAAAAAAAAAAAAAUUGAAAAUAACAAAGGCAAACUAAACAAUCGAAAAAAAUGAUGAACUGAACUUUUAUAUCGAGACUAAAAGACUAUAUUUCUGUAUUCAGUCGCGCAACUAUGUCAUUGUGUGUUCACAUUGCAUAAUCCAAUCGAUAUAACAAUAAGCAAAGACUCUCAUACGCCCAACGCAGGUCACUGCUUUGCCGCAACAAUUAAUCGACCGGCUAACCGACGUGAUCAACAUCACGCUUAAUAUACUUCUCCUUUAAUCAAUUACUCUUGAAUAAUUAAAUAAAUCAACAAAAGAUUUAUUUAUAAUUGUUAUUGUUAUUAUGAAACAAAAAAGUGAAAAGUGAACUCUGCAUUUCGACCAAUUUUUUGAUGCUUAAAUCAAUUUUUUAUUUCAUCUUAUAAUUUUGAAUGAUUUUUUAGAGUGAUAAUAUAAUUAUGAUAAACAAAAUUAUUUUAUAAUCAUGACUGAACAAAAGAAAAUAUUUUAAUACUUUUAAAAUCGCAUACAAUCGAUUGCAAGGCAUUUUUAAUUUUAAAUUAAAAUUGAGAUGUAAUUUAAAACUAUUUUGUGUAACUGGAACAAAAAAAAAAUUGUCAUUUAUAACAAAUAUAAAUGGAGAUAAAAAAAUUUUUGUAAAUGCAUAUAGAGCCUUAAAAAAUUAGAUUAUUAUCAUAAAUUCGAUUUUCUAAAGACUGCACGUCGGUACGUGAAAGUACUCAUAUAAAAAGAAAAUAUUUAAUUAUUUCCGAAGUGUGUACACACACUCGGCCUCCUCCGAUUGGCUCAAUAAAUUAAGGUAUGAGAUAUAUAAAAAAAUAUUAUAAAAAAAAAAAAAUUAAUAAUAAAAAUACAAAGUUCAAAGUACCAGUGGCUCAUGCUAGUUAAUGUUAUUCACGUUUCGGAAAACUGCUUCUCAUAUAUAAUAUACAUGCGCUAUUCAAACAAAUUAUUUUCAUUUCAAAUUUGUAAAUUCGUUUUAUCUUGCCUCUAUAGAGAUUAUUGAAAAUGUAAAUGAUUCUGUUUUUAUUAUUGUAUGCUGACGACUGUGUAAAACCAAAAAAAUUAUCUAAAAUUACAAUCAAUUCAA